AUGUCUCAUCCUGAAGCUACAGGUCCUAUCGAGGUCCAAAACCUUCCUCCAAUCGCCUCAGAGAACGGCGGCUUCGUCACCGACGGUACGAUCUCUUGCGAGGCGUUCAAGCAGCAAUGUGACUCCACCAUCCAAAUGGUGAAGGAAAAGCUUGCCCGGCUCGAAGACCUGACUUCGACUCCUCCGACACGGGAUAACUUUCUGAUGCCUCUAGAUGAUCUGGUCAGACAUAUCGCCAUCAAGCGCGGCCUUUGCUGGACCUUUGAAUCUCUCCACCCUGACCCGGCGAUGAGAGAGCUUGUCGCCGAGGUCCAGCAACGGCUGGACAAGCUGUCCAUCGAGAUUGAUCAGUCUUCUAGGCUGGCGUAUAUCAUGGAUUCGGUGGAUGUCGAGCCGUUGGACGCUCUCGAUCGGCGAUUCGUCGCUCAUUGGAAACGAGACUUCAGGCGCGCGGGCUGUUUCUUGGCGCCUGAUCAAAGGGAACAAGUGAAGCAGCUCAACGAAAGGGAAGCAGAGUUGGGCAGAAAGUUUGACAGGAACAUCGUAGACGGUCACAAGUCCAUGUUUAUCCUCCCCGGACAGCUCAAGGGGAUGUCGGACGAGUUUAUGCGAAACCAUCCAGUCCGGGAAGACGGCAAGAUCGAGCUCAAGACCAACUAUGCCGAUCGGCUCCCCGUCUUGGAGUUUUGUGAGGACGAUGGGGUCCGAAAGGACAUGUGGUUUCUAGCGAAUAAUGUGGCUGCUCCUGAAAACGCGCCAGUUUUCAAGGAAAUCGUUGCGAUUCGAUCUCGGCUUGCCUCCCUGCUCGGCUACCCUAGCUAUGCGGCUUUUAGUCUGGAGCCUGAGAUGAUUGGCAGUCCAGAGAACGCCUACAAACUCAUUCAAGAACUUUACGACGGUACCGUCGAGAAGACCCGGCAGGAGCGAAUGGAUCUGCAAAGCGCGUUGGGGACCACAGAGCCUGUCCAUCAAUGGCAAGUGUUCUACGCCAAGACCUUACUGGGCAAGAAGAGACUGGAGGGAUUCUCUCCGGAAGAUGCAAGGGAAUACUUCCGAGUCGUAACAGUAGUACCUGGCUUGCUGAAACAUGCAGAACAGUUCUACGGUGUGAAGUUCAUUCCCCGUCCAGAUGUCAAGACAUGGCACGAGACGGUCUUGGUCUUCGAUGUCCAUGACGGGGAUGAAGGGAAGGGCUUACUUGGGCGAAUCUACCUGGAUCAUAUCUUACGAGACGGCAAACAAGACCACCCCUGUAUGAUGAACAUCGCUCCGGGAGUCGAGGAUAAGCAACUUCCGGAAGCGAUUCUUAUCGUCGGUCUCGGAUCAGAAGAAGAUGCUACCAUGUCUUAUUGGGAUGCCACAGCUUGUUGGCACGAGCUCGGUCAUGUCAUGCAUCAGAUUCUGGGCGGAUUCGGACAGCGCUACCAGCGUUUCUCGGGGAUAGAGGUCGAGGCAGAUUUCGUCGAAGCGCCUUCUCAGCUUGCUGAAGAGUGGUUGAAGCUGCCGGAGGUGAUCAAAUCAUUCGCUAACAACAAGAAAGGUGAAUCUAUUCCGGACGAUAUGAUCGACAAGCUACUACAAUCCAACACAUACACGAAAUGUAUUGUGCUGAGUGGCAGCCAUCUCGUCACGGCUCGCCUGGCGCUGAUGUACCACGAGAUCACACCUGACGCCCUCGACGUGGACCUCGGCCGAAUUUGGCGAGACGCUCAAGAAACGUUUUCCGGGUUUCCACACAUUCCAGCGCACAGCGAAUACCAUCCCGAACUCAGUUUUGGACAUUUCUACAGCUAUGGUCCUCGUUACAUCUCAUACGACAAUUCCUUGGCCAUCGCGAAGGAGAUGCUACAAGUCUGGAAGGACAGUCCACUAGGUCUCCAUGACCUUGAAGUGUCGCGAAAGUACCGCAAGGCCAUAUUGGAAAAGGGUUCUACUGUUGACGCAACAGAGAUGGUCCAGAACUUUUUGGGGCGCGCGCAUACUACCCAAGGCUAUCUGGCUUACCUCAAUGAAUGAACGAAGAGAACUAUGCACCGGAUGUGUGUGUGUGUAAGCGCGUUAUAUUUCCUAGUGCCUGUAGCAGCCCAUGUUGUACAUA
Messenger RNA from Filobasidium floriforme, 2098 nucleotides. RefSeq lists its product as uncharacterized. Bases 1 to 2016 code for a protein of 671 amino acids. Gene Ontology annotation, molecular function: metalloendopeptidase activity. The transcript is spliced from 3 exons. NCBI's taxonomy places the organism in Eukaryota, Fungi, Basidiomycota, Tremellomycetes, Filobasidiales, Filobasidiaceae. Gene Ontology annotation, biological process: proteolysis; peptide metabolic process. The record is from RefSeq and is a predicted model, not a curated record.